AUGUAGCCUAGGAGUGGGACGGGCGAAGUGAGGGGAAUACUUUGGUCCAGUCCCAGUCUCCACUUUUAAUACGCGCUCCUACACAACUCCGGGUGAUGCAGACCUAACUGGGAAUCUAGACCGACUGGCCGGGAAGACACACGAGCACCACAUUCAUGACUGACUAUUUGGAUUGUAAUAUCAAUAAACCGUGGAAGAUUGAGAGAAAAUUGAAGAAAAACUUGGAAUCUAAUCUGAAUAUUUGUCCGUCUUGUUUCCAGGGGGAGUGAGUUACGAGGACAGCUCUAGGAGGACAUCAAACAGACUAGACCAGCAGCCUUCCACCUCCCAGCACCAUGCUGCUCAGAGCACCCCUCACUGCUGUCUGGCUGGCCCUUCUACUCAGCUGCGGUAGUGAAACCAAACCAAACGGAUCCAAGAACAAGAAACCAAAACAAGUGGUUCCAGCCAUAGAGUGUGACGUCCGGGCGGGGAAGAUCAACCUCCCAGAAUUCAUAGCUAAAUGCCCGUCUGACUGUAAACAGACAAAAAGUCAGGUUUAUGGGACAGGAGUCUUCGCUUCCAUCUCCAGCAUCUGUAACGCUGCCAUACACAGCGGUGUCAUCACUAACUCAGGGGGUAAAGUGAUUGUUAGGAAGAUGGCUGGACAGAACAUCUAUAAAGGCUCUAACUCCCACGGGCUCCGAUCUCUGUCUCUGCCCAAGUGGAGAGAGUCCUUUGUUGUCUCAGUUGGUAAGCCUAAGAAAGGAGUCAUCUAUCCGUCUUCUCUGGACUAUAUUCCCUCGAGACCUACCUACAGCAAAACAGGUCAGAAAGAGACCAAAGCCCCUGUGGUCACUACCGUAAUGCCGGCUACAGCGCCAGAACCCACCAGGACUACCACACCUCCACCCACUACGGCCACCACCACACCUCCACCCACUACCACCACAACCCUCCCACCCACCACCACUACUACAACAGCCAAGCCCCGCGCUGCUGUCCACAAAGCCAGGGAUACAGACAGCAGUCAUCCGUACUUUGCGUCUGUAGCAGCAGCCUCCAGUGCAAGGCAGUCACAGAAUGGCCACGGAAAGGUGACAGCCCAAGCAAUCAGAGGCGGUACCUACACCAGUAGGUUUCCAUCACGAGCCAAAGCAGGUCUAAGGAGACCAGAGGCUGUCGGGUCUCCUACCAUCAGGAGACAACCAGUCCCCGGCCACCACUCCGGGACAGCUUUCAACCGAGUUGUACAGAUGGUCCCAGCAGAGAGGAACCAGCAGCAGCAACAGAACAACCCCACUUUGGCUCGUAGGGAUAGGCCGCCCACUUCCUUCGCACGACCUGAUUGGUACCCUGGAGCGAGACGGCCAACAGACGUAAGUCAAGCAGCUCCAGAUUCAGGCUACACGUGGAGUGAGGCGGAGACAGCGCCAGAGAUGACAGGUAAGUCAGCCCGCGACCCCAGGCCUGAUAUCUCCGAGUAUGAACGCUGGUAUUAUAACUUUGGACAGUACCCACCCCAGUCCACAGACCCCGAGCCACAAGACACAACUCAUUCUAGAGUGGGACCAGUGGACUCCUGGAAACCAGAAGUGAACCCUUUUGAUUCAGGUUUCAGUGUGAGAGAGCAGGACUCACUACCCCGGGCCGACCCAGAGCCUGUUACUCAGGGAGACCCAAACUGUAAAGUUGACAUAGCAUGGCUGAUGGACGGUAGCUGGAGUAUUGGGAAGCGGCGCUUUAAGAUCCAGAAGGACUUCCUGGCUGAGGUGGCACAGGUCAUCAACGUGGGCAUGGCCGGACCCAUGAUGGGCGUCAUCCAAUACGGAGAUGAUCCGGUCACAGAGUUCAGUCUGAAGGCCUAUACUAACUCCAGAGAGCUGAAACCUGCCAUAGACAAGAUCACACAGAAGGGAGGGAUGUCCAACGUGGGGAAGGCACUCUCCUAUAUCAACAAACAUUACUUCAGCGACGCCAACGGUAACCGGGGCGGAGCGCCCAACGUGGCUGUUGUUCUGGUAGACGGCUGGCCAACCGACAAGGUAGAGGAGGCAUCACGCCAGGCCAGAGAGUCUGGUAUCAACAUCUUCUUUGUGACCAUCGAGGGACCCGACGAGAACGAGAAGCAGAAUGUGGUGGAGCCAAACUUUGUGGACAAGGCGGUGUGUCGAACCAACGGUUUCUACUCCCUACCCGUGUCGAGCUGGUUCGCCUUGCGGAAGGCAGUCCAACCCCUCGUCAAGCGCGUGUGCGACACCGACCGUCUCGUCUGCAGCAAGACCUGCCUUAACGCAAACGACAUCGCCUUCGUCAUCGACGGAUCCAGCUCUGUGGGCACCGGGAACUUCCGGACCGUCCUGCAGUUCGUCGCUAACAUCACGCGGGAGUUUGAGAUAUCGGACACGGACACACGAGUCGGCGCAGUACAGUACACGUACGAACAACGGCUGGAGUUUGCCUUCGGCCAACACAACAACAAGGCUGAUCUGCUUAAUGCCAUAAAGAGGAUUAAUUACUGGAGCGGCGGGACCAGUACUGGAGCAGCUAUCACCUAUGCAGCAGAGCAGCUGUUCAGCAAGUCCAAACCCAACAAACGCAAGAUCAUGAUCGUUAUCACCGACGGGAGGAGCUACGAUGAUGUCAGAGCUCCGGCGUUGGCCGUCCAUCGCCAAGGUGUGAUAGCGUACUCCAUCGGCAUCGCCUGGGCAGCGCAGGACGAGCUGGAAUACAUCGCCACCGACCCCGACAAGGAGCACUCCUACUUCGUAGACGAGUUUGACAGCCUCUACAAGUUCGUCCCCAAGGUGGUCAAUAACAUCUGUCAGGAGUUCAACUCACAGCCACGCAACUGAGCUGAGCAGGGAGGGCACCUUAUUCCCUAUAUAGUGCACUACUUUUGAACAGGGCCCCUAGGGCCAUGCAGACCCACCUUGCUUACGUACACCUAUACUUAUAAAUCUGUGCUUACAUAUCAAGGAAACAAGGAAGGAAGGAAGGAAGAAUACGUUUGUAAAGUUUUGAAACAGGGGCUCAGGGGCUGUAGGGAGGGGGCUAGAUAUUUAUAUUAGGAUCCCCACAAGCUAAUUAGCAGCACUAUCAUGGAGACAGGACAGGGUCUCUACAAAAUGUAUUACCGGUAAGUUACCAAAAUUAAACAUUUUAAUAGUUGGUGCUGAAUGGGCAAUACUUUAAUUCCCAUGGAACAUUAAUACAAUUGGUUCACAACGAUUAAACUUUGGCCAUGUGAUCUCAACUGUUGUUGGUGUUCUAGUAACAGUCAGGGACGGGAGGGUGUUUAAUGUUCUCACUCCUAAUCAUGUAACAUAACUGAUGAAAAAGUUGAACCACCUGGACGUGGUGCUUACCAGGGUUGAGGUCAAUUCAAAUCCAAGGCCGUCAAUUCAGGAAGUAAACUGAAAGUCCAAAUGUAAUCAUUUUUAAAAAAGUGCUUUUAUUUUCCACUUCUUAAUAAACUGAAAAAGGAUAAACUAUUAAUUGGUAAAGUUUAACUUUUUAUUUUAUUUUUUAUGUUAAAUUCAAAUCACUUCCUGAAUUGGCUGACUGAAAUUUGAAUUGAGCUCAACCUUCAUGCUUACAGGAAAAACUAUAAAGCAUGCCUAAACUACUUCUUCUGUCUUAACACACCACAUAAUCUGAUGCUUAUAGAGAGACAUAGCCUUAUGGGGACAUGGUGCUUAUAGAGAGACAUGGCCUUAUGGGGACAUGGUGCUUAUAGAGAGACAUGGCCUUAUGGGGACAUGGUGCUUAUAGAGGGACAUGGUCUUAUGGGGACAUGGUGCUUACAGAGAGACAUAGCCUUAUGGGGACAUGGUGCUUACAGAGAGACAUGGUCUUAUGGGGACAUGGUCUUAUGGGGACAUGGUCUUAUGGGGACAUGGUGCUUAUAGAGAGACAUAGCCUUAUGGGGACAUGGUGCUUAUAGAGAGACAUAGCCUUAUGGGGACAUGGUCUUAUGGGGACAUGGUGCUUAUAGAGAGACAUAGCCUUAUGGGGACAUGGUGCUUACCGAGAGUCAUAGCCUUAUGGGGACAUGGUGCUUAUAGAGAGUCAUAGCCUUAUGGGGACAUGGUGCUUACAGAGAGACAUAGCCUUAUGGGGACAUGGUACUUACAGAGAGACAUAGCCUUAUGGGGACAUGGUGCUUACAGAGAGACAUAGCCUUAUGGGGACAUGGUGCUUAUAGAGAGUCAUAGCCUUAUGGGGACAUGGUGCUUAGCACUCCCUCUUAAGGCCUAAUAACACAGUGCAGAAAUACCAUGUGGUGCUUUACAGUAGAUUGAGGUUGGAAAAGGGAUACGACUGCAGACAAUUAUCUUUGAAGAGGACCGACAGUCAUCAGACCACAUUAUGGGAAUUACGCCAUAUUAUGGUCUUAUCAGAAUUUUACCAUGUGUGUUUAUACUGUGUGGUCUUUUAUAGAGGAGAGAUUUGAUUUAACAAUAACAGGUUUUAACCUGAAAGACCCAUACUUCUGACUUAGCAUGUUAGCGGCUAACAAUAACAGGUUUUAACCUGAAGGGGCCAUACUUCUGAUUUAGCAUGUUAGCAGCUAACAAGCACAGGUUUAAACCUGAAGGGGCCACACUUCUGAUUUAGCAUGUUAGCGGCUAACUAGCACAGGUUUAAACCUGCAGGUAACAUCUUUAGCAGCUUUUCGCAUGUCCAAUUAGAAAACAUGUCUUACUUGGGAACUCUAACUGGCUCCUAACUGUCUUUUAAUCAAAACAAAUGAACACAUGGUCAGAUGAACACAUGGUCAGAUGAACACAUGGUCAAAUGAACACAUGGUCAAAUGAAAGAAACGCUUCAAGAGGAAGUUGUAGUUUUCUACCAGCUCUGAUACUGUACCUAUAAAUAGAUCAAACUAAUACUUUUAACCUUAACAGUGUUCCUCACAAACUAAACCAGGGUCGUAUUCAUUAGUGCACAUCGUAGCAAAAACAUUUAACAAGGGGAAAAAAUGAAAAUGAGUUUCUUAUUGGACAGAUUCAAGUAGUCCCUCCCUGUUUCAGUCCAUUUUCAUCCAUUGGGUGACUAAUGAACACAACCCAGUUCUACUCUCCUCCCUCUAUUCUUCCAAUAUAAUGUGCUUCCUUCUUGUUCACAUGGCUGAUAUUGGUUUGUUCUGAGUAUUUAUAUAAUCUCCCUGUUUUUAUUUUUUAUCCUGUUUGUACAUAUACAUAUUAAAAAGCCUUGUCAUUUUCAAAUACAUAUUUGAUCAAUAUUUUAAAUGCGAUUUUUAAUAAAAUUAUAAUAAAUAAAUAAAUAAA
This is a messenger RNA of Oncorhynchus mykiss (rainbow trout), 5273 nucleotides long. Lineage: Eukaryota; Metazoa; Chordata; Actinopteri; Salmoniformes; Salmonidae. The record is from RefSeq and is a predicted model, not a curated record.